UACAGUUUCAUAGAAACUAGAUGUUACCUAAAGAGUUUGUGUUUGAGCUCUACAGCCAGAGAGUUUUAACAUGUCUCGGAGCAGUACAGCAGGCCAAAGCCGAUACAGCACUCUGGAGAAACCCAGAAAGUCGGGAAACUAUGGCAGAUACAGCACUUCCAGACCUAGCAGCCAGAACAGCAACAGAGACGUGUUGUGUGACUUCUGUCUGGCUAGGAAGAAUAAAGCAGAGAAGUCAUGCCUGACAUGCUUGACAUCCCUGUGUGAAACUCAUCUUCAGGCUCAUUAUGAGUAUCCAGCUCUCAUGAAACACAAGCUGGUGGCUGCGACGGGGCAUCUCCAUGAGAAGAUCUGUGCAGAACAUGAUAAACUUUUCGAGGUUUUCUGCCGUUCCGACCAAGCGUGUGUUUGUGUUUUGUGCAUCAUGGAAGAACACAAAAAACAUGAUAUUGUUUCAGCUGCAGCCGAAAGGACUGAAAAGCAGAAAGAGCUUGGGGCCAAACUGAUGUCAUCACAGCAAAAAAUUGAGGAAAAAGUGAAGAAAUGGCAAAAUCUCAGACAGGCAGUGACAUCCUUAAAAAAAUCUUCUCAGAGUGUGUUGGAUGAAAAUGAGCGGAUUUUCGCUGAGCUGCUGCGUGCUCUAGAGAGGAGGUAUACAGACGUGAAGGAGAUGAUCCGAGCCCGGGAAACACUUCUAGUGUCACAUGCAGAGAGACACAAGGACAGACUGGAGGAGGAGAUUACACUGCUGAGGAAAAAACACAAUGAUCUGGAGCAGCUGUCCCACUCUGAUGACCACAUCCAUUUCUUACAGAGCUGGCAAUCUCUCUCUGCUUCUACUGGAUAUGAAGAUUUGUCCAAGGUGACACUUGCUCCAAACCACACUUUUGACAAUGCAAAGAAGGCCAUUGCUGAACUUAAAGCGCAACUGGAAGACAUAAGCAAAGAAGAACUGGGCAAAAUCUCUUCAGCAGUAAAGGAGGUUCAAAUUCUACAGACUGGGGAGCCACUUAAAAGGGAGGAGUUCCUAGAAAAUUUCUGCCAGCUUUCACUGGAUGCCACAACAGCUCACCCAAACCUGCACCUGUCUGAGAGAAACAGAGUGGUACAGAUGAGUAAUGACACAAUGUCGUAUCCCGAGCACCCUGAUCGCUUCGACAUCUGGCAGCAGGUUCUCUGUAAGGAAGGUCUGGCCGGUGGUCGCUACUACUGGGAAGUGGAUUGGACCGGCUCAGAAAUAGAUAUUGCUUUGACUUACAAGGGCAUUCCGAGGAAAGGGAAUAAUAAUGUUGGCAGCUUUGGAUGGAAUGACAUGUCGUGGAGUUUGUACUGCUCUGAAUCUAAGUUCUCAUUUGUACACAACAGCAAAAGCACAACUCUAUCUGUCCCCAAAUCCUCCAGGAUAGGAGUGUAUUUAGACUACGGGACUGGAACUGUGGCUUUUUAUAGUGUGAACGACAACAUGAAACUUCUUCACACGGUUCAUGUUAAGUUUACUGAGCCCGUCUAUCCUGGGUUUGGAAUAUGGGGAUAUGGAACUACUGUAAGACUGUAAAUAAAAGUCAGAAAAGGAUGUCAACAUACAUGCAUAAUCAUGUCAUUAUAUUAUUUCUCAUGUCCACCAAAUUCUAAAAUGUUUUAACUUUUAUUUUCAUGCAUGUACAGUACAUGUGGCAGAAUGAGUUUACAUGUAUACAGAUACAAAAUAACACACAUUUUAUGUGAUAAUAAAUUAUGCUUAAUUAAUAUAAUUAAUCUACAAAUACAUUUGACUGGUUUUGAUUUUCCUAACAAAGUCCAGAUGUUGAAAGUGCGUGCGAAAUCUCACCACUAGAUGGAGCAAUCCGUAACUUUUUUAAGGUUGAAGAUUUGUUCAAGCUUAAUAAAUUCAUAUAUUUAUAGAGUAACAUUUCACAAUAGUCAAUAUCUACAUUUGUUUUAUAUAUGUAGACUACAUGUGAUCUGUUUUGUUUGUCUUAUGCAUAACCCAUCUCCUUUUCACAUAUAUAUAUGUUUACAUAUAUGUUUGUAUAUAAUUUUUAUCAUUUGUCAGCACAACAUUGUCAGCCGAUUAAGUCAGAACAUCAAAAGAACAAAGACAUUGAUGAAGAAACACCCACAAACAUCAACAUUGAUUAGAUUUGCUAGUAUCUAUCCAGCAAUGGACUGACAUACAGACUCAGCAAUACUUAAACUGAGUAAGGGGGCUUGUCCUUAGUUUGGUUGUGGGGAAUUUAUAAUAGACUAAAUCAUGAAUUGUGUCUGUAUUCGGUAAAAGGCAUGGCACGAUAUGUGUAUUUUUCUGUCCAAGUGCAUUAUACAGUGUGCUUUUAAAAUAAUUUGAUAAAUUCAUGACAUUAUCACUUUAUUAAUAGAAACCUGU
Molecule: messenger RNA, 2383 nt
Organism: Triplophysa dalaica
Lineage: Eukaryota; Metazoa; Chordata; Actinopteri; Cypriniformes; Nemacheilidae
Gene: ftr14l
Product: finTRIM family, member 14-like
Exons: 6
Coding region: 71-1555 (494 amino acids)
Molecular function (GO): zinc ion binding; protein binding
Source: RefSeq, a predicted model, not a curated record